Molecule: messenger RNA, 748 nt
Organism: Spea bombifrons (plains spadefoot toad)
Lineage: Eukaryota; Metazoa; Chordata; Amphibia; Anura; Pelobatidae
Gene: IL10
Product: interleukin 10
Exons: 5
Coding region: 1-534 (177 amino acids)
Biological process (GO): immune response
Cellular component (GO): extracellular region
Molecular function (GO): cytokine activity
Source: RefSeq, a predicted model, not a curated record
AUGAAAUUCUAUCUUCUUUUGCUGAUAAUCACUUACAGGGAGGUUAGCUGUCAAAGUGGAGAUGCUGAAGGACAUUGCCAAAGAGUAGUUAAUAUAUUCCCUGCCAAACUCAAGGAGCUGAGAACAACUUUCCAUAAAGUCAAGCGUUAUUUUCAAAUGAAGGAUGAUGCUUUACACAUUAUACUGCUUCAGGACAGCCUGUUAAAAGACUUCAAGAGCUCUAUGGGGUGCCGGUCAGUGUUGGAGAUGAUUCAAUUCUACUUGGAGGAGGUUAUACCACACGCCCAAGACAAGAGCAAGCCAGCAAACAUGAAUAUCUCUUACAUGAAGGAUAAUCUUCUGGACUUGAGGCACACAUUGAGACGUUGUCACCACUUCUUGCCAUGUGACAAGCAAAGCCAAGCCAUCAAAGAGAUCAAAGAUACAUAUAGCAAGAUGAAGGAAAAUGGUGUCUACAAAGCAAUGGGAGAAUUUGACAUCUUCAUAGACUACAUUGAGGAAUAUCUAACAUCCAAAAGAAGUAGAAAGUUAUGAACAAAAUAAACAUGAUUUAGUUGGCCGGGGAAAAUAUCUGUAUUAUCUUUGGAUACUAUGUACUGAAUUUAUUCUGCUCCAUUGAUACUUCAACAAUUGUCAAUGUUUACACAGACUGCAUGUUUUAAUGUUGUCUGAUAUAUUGUGUUAUGUUAAACCCUUAACAGAGAGGAAAGUAUGUAUUGGUUACUGGUUUAUAUUUUUUGUAGGGUUC